AUGGGAGCGAAAAAGAAGCUUCUGCAAAUCAAAGAAGCUUUUCAGCUGGCCCAGAAGCCGUACCAGAACCACGCGAAACUUGUCGUGGCUCUGAAGAGCACCUACGCCCAGUUGGAAGAUAAGGAAGACUUUCAUGAAAAAUUCAUUAAUUUCCUUAAGUAUGCUAUGAUAAUCUACAGACGGGAACCAGCAGUGGAACAAGUCAUCAAUUUUGUGGCUAAAUUUGUUACUUCAUUUUAUCAAAUGGAAAAAGAAGAUGGUAGUGAGGAGGGAGAAGAUGAUAAUUUGCUUCUGAAUUAUGUGUUUAACUUUCUGCUUGAGUCUCACAAUGCGAACAGUCACGCUGUUAGAUUUCGAGCAUGCCAGCUUGUUAAUAAGAUUUUGGGAAAUAUGCCAGAGAAUGCCCAGAUUGAUGAUGAUUUAUUUGAUAAAAUUAACGAAGCUAUGCUGAUUAGGCUUAAAGAUAAAUUUUCAAAUGUGAGAAUUCAAGCUGUCUUGGCCCUGUCGAGACUCCAGGAUCCUAAGGAUGAAAACUGUCCUGUUGUUAAUAUUUACAACAUACUGCUUGAAAAUGAUUCAAAUUCAGAAGUGAGGCGUGCAGUGCUGUCAUGUAUUGCUCCAUCAGCAAGGACUUUGCCAAAAAUUGUAGGCCGCACUAUGGAUGUAAAGGAAGCUGUCAGAAAGCUGGCAUAUGAGGUUUUGGCAGAAAAAGUUCACAUGAGAGCUCUGUCAAUAGCACAGAGAGUAAAAUUGUUGCAACAAGGACUUAAUGACAGAUCUGAUGCUGUUAAGGAGGUAAUGAAGAAGCUGCUUCAAGCCUGGUUACGAUUCACUGAAGGGGAUGUUUUAGAAUUGCUUCAUCGACUUGAUGUGGAAAAUUGUCCAGAAGUGGCCAUCCCAGUACUAAAUGCUAUUUUUUCAUUAUCUCCACUUCAUGACUUUGUUCAGAACUGUAAAAACCUUGACAGCAGAAAACUGAUCCCACUGGAAGACUUAACACCUGAGAAUGUGUUAUACUGGAGAUGUCUUUGUGAAUAUCUAAAAUCAAAAGGUGAAGAAGGUGAAGAUUUACUAGAACAGUUGUUGCCAGAACCAGCUAUAUAUGCAGAUUAUUUAUUAAGUUACCUUCAAAAUAUGCCUGUUCUUAGUGAAGAGCAAAGAGAAGACUUUACUUGUUUUGAAAACCUGAUGACAAAAGAAUUUAUAGGCCAGCAACUGAUUCUGAUCAUCGGCUGCAUGGAUACCAUGGAAGAGGGAGGCAGAAAGCAUCUGUUAGUUACCUUACAAAAGAUUCUCAUUCUACCUGCAACUUCAACAGCCCUUAUAUCUCUGCUGGCAGAAAGAUUACUCAGCAUCGUUAAGGAUGAUGACAGAAGGAUUCAAAUUAUUGCAGAAAUUAUAUCAGAAGUUCGUGAACCAAUUGUUUCACUCGACCAGCCUGUUGAUGUUGCUGAAAUAAGAAAGCGGGAGCUGAAGUUGGCUGAAAUAAAAGUGAAACUUUUUGAAGCAAAAGAAGCUUUGGAACAAUGCAUUACUCUUCAGGAUUUUAACACAGCAUCAGUAUUAAAAGAGAAAAUAACUGAGUUGGAACAAACAAAAAAUGAUCUGAUAAAAGAAGCAGAGCAACCUGAAAUUAAAGAAAUGCGUGUGGAGAAGAAUGAUCCUGAAACACUGUUGAAGUGUCUGAUGAUGUGUUAUGAGCUUCUGAAGAUCAUGUCCCUUUCUAAAGGAAUUGGUCCAACCAUUAAUGAAAUCAUUGAAUCUCUGAUACUUCCUGGCAUAACUAAUGUCCAUCCAGCUGUGAGAAAUAUGGCAGUUCUGUGUUUGGGUUGCUGUGCCCUUCAGAACAAAGAAUUUGCCCGACAACAGCUUGCGUUGCUGUUACAGGUUUUACAAAUAGAUAAUAUAAAGGUAAAGCUCAGUGCUUUAAAGGCAAUCUUUGAUCAACUAAUGCUGUUUGGGAUUGAGCCAUUUAAAGCCAGAAGAACUGAAAAUCGUGAGGAAGAAAAUGAAACAGAGGACGAAGAAGAGAGUGCUACAAUUCACAGCCUCCUGCAGCUUCUUUCUGGUUUCUUAGACAGUGAGUUUUCAGAACUCAGGACAGAAGCUGCAGAAGGCAUUGCCAAACUGAUGUUCUCUGGGAGGCUGAUUAGCGCCAAGCUUCUUUCUCGCCUUGUUUUGUUGUGGUAUAAUCCUGUCACCGAAGAGGAUACUCGGCUUAGACACUGUCUGGGAGUUUUCUUCCCUUUAUUUGCUUAUGCAAAUAGGUCUAACCAGGAAUGCUUUGAAGAAGCUUAUCUUCCAACUCUGCAAACACUGUUAAAUGCUCCUGCAACUUCACCUUUGGCUGAAAUAGAUAUCAGUAAUGUUUCUGAACUGUUAGUGGACCUCACCAGACCAAGUGGACUAAAACCUCAGUUUAAAAAGUCUCAGGACUAUCAGGACUUAACAGUGCAUGAUAGUUUAGCAAUGAAAAUUUGCAAUGAAAUCUUGAUGGACCCAACUGCACCAGAUGUUCGUAUUUAUGCAAAGGCUUUAAAUUCACUGGAACUCAGUAGUUCUUCUACAGAGAAUCUUCUGGUUCUGCUCAAUGAGAUUCUAGAGAAAGUGAAAGAUAAACUGUGUCAAAGAGCUAUUGAGAAGAUAAAGAUGAACUUGACCAAAGAUCCUAAUGUGGGCAAAGACCACUCUGAAAGGACUGAGGAAACAGGCCUCUCUGAAAGGACCCAAGAAGCUGACAUCACAUUAGCUGAAGAUACUGUUCAAAAUGAAGAAGAAAAUAAUAAAGGUGCUCUUCAUACUCCAGAUAAUGAAGGUAAAAGUAAAGCAACUGGAAAAUUGAAAUCCACAAGAAACAAACCUGGCAAAGGGCAACGAAAAGCAGCAGCAGAAGUGAGGUCUGUGAGCAGAAGAAAAACUGGCACAACUGUAAAAUGCAGUAGUGAAAGUGGUGAUGAAAUACCAGAAUCGGUCCCAAUGUCAAGUUCAAGGCCUUCAAGACGAGCAAAAACAGUGGCACUUGAAAAAACAAGAAUGAAUCUUUCAAGACUUCUGGAUAGGGAAGCAGAUGAAUGA
This is a messenger RNA of Antrostomus carolinensis (chuck-will's-widow), 3075 nucleotides long. RefSeq names its product non-SMC condensin I complex subunit G (gene NCAPG). Bases 1 to 3075 code for a protein of 1024 amino acids. The record is from RefSeq and is a predicted model, not a curated record. The transcript has 21 exons. Gene Ontology annotation, biological process: mitotic chromosome condensation. Gene Ontology annotation, cellular component: condensed chromosome; condensin complex; cytoplasm. NCBI's taxonomy places the organism in Eukaryota, Metazoa, Chordata, Aves, Caprimulgiformes, Caprimulgidae.